AUGAGUCGCAACAAACUCAACAUGGGAGUUCUCUUUGUUGCUUCUAUCAUUCUCUUGUUCCAUUCUCCUUCUAUCAACUCCACUGCUUUUGAACUUGAAACUGCGGCAAAUGGUGAAAUUCCAUUUAGUUAUAUAGAAGCAACUGGCAGAGGACCAUCUAAAUGGGGUGAACUUGACCCGAAAUGGCGAGCUUGUGGUGAUGGAAGAUUACAAUCUCCAAUAGACAUAGUGGAUGUAAAUGUGCAUGUCUUCCCAAAGCUAGGAGAACUACAAAGGGAUUAUAAACCAGCUAAUGCUACCAUUAUGGGCAGGGGAAGAGACAUUAUUGUGCAAUGGAAGGGUGAUGCAGGAAAUAUUAACAUCAAUGGAACUAUUUACAGUCUGCAACAUUGCCAUUGGCUUACACCCUCUGAGCAUACAUUCAAUGGUACAAGGUACGAUUUGGAACUUCACAUAGUUCAUGCAAACCUACUUGGGCAGAUAACAGUUGUUGGGAUUCUUUACCAAUAUGGCAAACCUGAUUCCUUUCUUUCAAAAUUGCUCCCCUUUAUAAAGUCAGUAACAAAACAAGAGAAGGAUUUGGGAAUUAUCAAUCCUAGAAAAAUAGUAUUUGGGAGCAGAAAAUAUUACAGAUAUAAUGGUUCUCUUUCUGUUCCUCCUUGCACUGAGGGUGUUCUUUGGACAGUCAUCAAGAAGGUGAGGACAGUUUCAGUGGAGCAACUGCAAGCUCUGAAGGAUGCUGUUGAUGAUGGAUUUGAAAUGAAUGCAAGGCCAAUUCAACCAUUUUAUGGAAGAUCCCUCUAUUUAUACAAUCCAUGUGAGAUAAUUGGAAAUUUUGCUUAAACUUCUAUAGGUUAUUUCAGAAGAAAUUAAGAGAAUUCCAAACACGUUAAUUGUAUUCCAUAUAUAUCCUCCAUG
Messenger RNA from Hevea brasiliensis (rubber tree), 918 nucleotides. Its product is annotated as alpha carbonic anhydrase 4-like. Lineage: Eukaryota; Viridiplantae; Streptophyta; Magnoliopsida; Malpighiales; Euphorbiaceae. The record is from RefSeq and is a predicted model, not a curated record. The transcript has 7 exons. Gene Ontology annotation, molecular function: carbonate dehydratase activity; zinc ion binding. The coding region runs from base 1 to 843 and encodes 280 amino acids.